UAAGUGGCGGUGGGAGGGUCUCCGCUCGCCCCGGGAGCUGUGUUACACGUGUUGCUCAACACUCAUUGCCUUAUAUCGUGGCCUUUGUGGUGAUAUUGUUACGUGUGUGUGUGCGUAGGAGAUACUGUUCGUGGCUCCUGUGUGUGUAGUUACGUUAGCUGCCUGGAAUAUAGCGAUAUUGGUACGAAAGUUGGUGGCGGCUCCUUGGAUGACAGCAGCCAGUGAUUUUUGUGGUAACCAGGUUUAACAGGGGUGUUGAGCCCAGUGUAUUAACAGGGAUUGAGCUCAGUGUAUUAACAGGGGUUGAGCCCAGUACGUUAACAGGGGUUGAGCCCAGUGUGUCGCAACCGAGACACAAUGUACCUGUCAGUGGAGGUAACUGGGAUUACUUCGGUGUGAAAAGCUCGUGUGUGUGUAAGGUCGAUUGUUGCUCCAAUAUUCAUGGUGACCUUUUGUUGGUGAAUAUCCAGAGUAUGUUGGAGUUGUAGCCCCAGCAUACACGGGGUCAGUGUAGCCCCAGCAUACACGGGUCCAGUGUAGCCCCAGCAUACACGGGGUCAGUGUAGCCCCAGCAUACACGGGUCCAGUGUAGCCCCAGCAUACACGGGUCAGUGUAGCCCCCAGCAUACACGGGUCCAGUGUAGCCCCAGCAUACACGGGUCCAGUGUAGCCCCCAGCAUACACGGGUCAGUGUAGCCCCCAGCAUACACGGGUCAGUGUAGCCCCAGCAUACACGGGUCAGUGUAGCCCCCAGCAUACACGGGUCAGUGUAGCCCCAGCAUACACGGGUCUGUGUAGACUCGGGCAGUACAGGUGAUUUCAUAAAGAAGUGACCAUGAGUGUUCUGAAAAAGCUGAAAAAAGGUUUUGUGUGGCGUGGCGCGUGAAGGUUGGGAAUUUUGUAGCGACGGAUGAUGAUUCAAGCCUGCAGGGCACGAAGGAGGUGAUGGAGGGGGAGACGGCCACCUCCGGUGUUGGAGAGGGAAGGCAGCAGGUGUCUCACACACCUGCUCCAAGGUCCCGCCACAUACCUGAAGAUGUCAACGGUAACCCAGUAACGUCAGACAUGCAGCUACAGGGACCCCGAGGCGGCCCGCGGCUCAUCUCAAUCAACAGGACUGACCAGGGCUUCGGCUUCACCCUCCGCCAUUUCAUCGUCUACCCACCCGAGUUAUCGGAGCUACUGAGUGAUGAUGGGUCAGCGUCGGCCGCGGUGCCGCUCUCCUCCCUCGACCCCCUCGACACCAUCUUCGUCAAGCACGUGAAGCUGGGCUCUCCCGCCCACCUGGCUGGCCUCAGGACAGGUGAUCGUGUAGUAAGCGUUAAUGGUGAAGGCGUGGGGUCGCGCAGCUACCAGGAGGUGGUGGCCACCAUACAGCGGUCACCCCCCACACUUCACCUCAUGGUGGUGCCUCGGCAGCAAGACCUACUUCAGCAGGUGUUUGGAGAAACAGCCCAUAAUCCUGAGAGUAACUUGGACAUAAGAAUGCCCAGUCCUGGUCUCCUGCCUCUGCAACAUCCCAUUAGGCACCCGCUAACAGCUAGUCUGACUCAUGCAUCCUUAGGCGGGUCACUCGUGCAGUACCCGCCAAGUCUUUCACAAUCUACUUGGUCAUCUCAGUCGUCUUUGACAUCACAUCUGUCCACAAUGUCUACUGGACAUCACCCACCUACAGUCAUGGUGGCUCAUCCACCAUUCCAUCAAAAGUCUCAUCAGUCUCCCAAGGUUUCUCAGCCACAUGGAGCACAUAUUCCCAUUCUUCCUCAUCAGCAGCUAACCAUCCAUGGGAACCAUUCAUCUGUGCCAUACUGGCCUGGUACCAGAAAGCACUCGCUCUCUUCUGGAGAUAAUCAAACAGCAGUUACAUCUAGUAACAGGAAACAGUCAUUACCUGGGAUGGCAGACAGAAGACAAGCUGUCUAUACCAUUCAAAAUAGUCUGUCUUCAGUGCCUCAUUAUGUGCCUUCAAAAUCAGGGAAGCCAAGUCCCUUGCUUACAAGUACAAAUCUUCCUGGAAGUUCAACACAUGCUUCCUCAAAUGAACCUUCUAAUGCCUCUGUAUUUGGUAUUUAUGAACCAAUUCUUGAUCGAGCUAUAGGAAGAGGGAAAGUAAGAGACAGCAGGAGACUAGAGUGUGAUCCUGAUGGGCGUGUUUAUGAAGUUGUGCACACUAGAGUUGUAGAAAGUAAACUCAACAGUAAUGGUAAUAAGAAAGGAACUGUAAAAAAGGGUACAACUGGUGUUAGAAAUAAUUCAGGAAGUCACCAUGACAGAAAAUCAAAAGUUGGUGGAGAAGCUGAUGCUAAAAGAGUUCGUGUACAGUCACUUUCCCCUCCAAGAUUAAAAGUGGAUCAGAUUCAUGCACGAAGUGCAAGUGUACACCCAAGACCUGAGAGACCAAGUGUUAUCAGUUCCUCUAAUAAUGUACUUCUGCAUGGCAGCCACCAGAGUCUCAGUAGCACAAAAAAUGAAGCACUCACACGCAGUGGUAAUAAACAUAAUUCGUAUUCAAGAAGAAGUUGUACAGAACCAAUCAUUAGUAAUAAGGAAAAUUCUCAAACGAAUGAUAAGUCAACUCAAGAGGUCAUUGACAGAAUUAAAAAGAAUGUUGAAAGAAAAGAAGAAUUCUUGAAAAGACCAAAUCAACCUAUAUGGCUUCCAGCCAGCAAAGCUCCAAUUAUUCACAGUGACUAUCAUGUUAAUCCACAAAGACUUCCACGCCCAAUGUGGCCACCCCCAGCAGCUCAAACUCCCCCAUCUCCUGGCUCAGUAACAAAGGCUCUUAGUUUUAUUGUCAGUCCUAAGCAGGAUCAGACACGGAAAGUAAAGCCGGACACGGAGCAGGCUCAACCUUUGGACAGUAGUGCGAGUGUUAGAGGAACUAAUGUACCUGGCUCUCAAUCAUCACUGCAGAAUGAUGGCAAAACAGAAUCUUCAAUAGAUCCUGUACUACCAAGUGGAAAUGAAAUCACAAAUCAUGCAGAAAUACAAAACUUGUCCUCAGCUCAAAGUGCUUCUACUGUAUUACCACGUUCAUUAGUUGGCAAUGCUGUACCUAAGCCAUAUAGUGGAAGUACUUCCGAGGCUAACCCAGCUAAUGCGAGAUAUGGAAAAGCUUUUGUAACUACUCUGUCUCGAAUUCAAGAAAAUAUUGCAAUACCAGAGCUUGGUUCAUCUUCAUCCCUCACAAGCCAGGGCCUUGCUAGUAGUAAGCAAGGGGAUACAUCACAGGGUGUGACUCCUGGUGGCACCCCAAGUGGCAGCGAAACAUCACUCAAUUCUUCGAUUAUACGCCCGAUUCCAUUAGCAUGGGUGGGUGAUAACGAACGCAUAAAGCAGCUUCAAAUUGUAUCAAAGAGAGCGAAACAGUUUGAAAGUAGCCAAUUAGAGAAGGAAGCCUCAUGCAAAUCAGCAUUUCAUCGCUUUGAGCUUUCACGACUUUCACAACGCUCUAAAAUUCCAAAUGUAGCCCAACGAAAACAAGAAUUUGAGAAGAGAGAUAACGACCAACUUCCACUUGGUUUUGAGUAUGAGUUUGGAACUCACUACAAUAACUCUCCAAGGCAGCGUAAGAGUGCUGAAUUAGUGCGAAGUAAUUUGGUGUCUCAAGAACUGUCUCCAUCGCCUGCAAAGGUGUUUAGAUCUCUCUCUGACGGAGGCAAUGUCUUCCCUGUCAGUAGAAGGCUUUAUUCACCUGGACAUGAUGAAGGAAGAAAUUCCUCAUCAGUUGUAGAGGAGUCAACGGGGUUACGAUAUGGUAUGAACCGUACAAUUCCCGUUGGUGGGCCUAACAUACACUGCACACCACCUUCACAUAGACCUCACAGUGAUUCUGGUAAGUCAUGUCGUGAGUUGCUGGCCCCCAGCCCUUCCCGGCGGCCACUCCUGGCCCCCAGCCCUCUCCAGCAGCCACUCCUGGGCCCCAGCCCUCUCCAGCAGCCACUCCUGGGCCCCCAGCCCUUCCCGGCAGCCACUCCUGGGCCCCAGCCCUCUCCAGCAGCCACUCCUGGGCCCCCAGCCCUCUCCAGCAGCCACUCCUGGGCCCCCAGCCCUUCCCGGCGGCCACUCCUGGGCCCCCAGCCCUCUCCAGCAGCCACUCCUGUGCCCCAGCCCUCGCCAGCAGCCACUCCUGGGCCCCCAGCCCUCGCCAGCAGCCACUCCUGGGCCCCCAGCCCUCUCCAGCAGCCACUCCUGGCCCCCAGCCCUCUCCAGCAGCCACUCCUGGGCCCCCAGCCCUUCCCGGCGGCCACUCCUGGGCCCCCAGCCCUCGCCAGCAGCCACUCCUGGGCCCCCAGCCCUCGCCAGCAGCCACUCCUGGCCCCCAGCCCUCUCCAGCAGCCACUCCUGGGCCCCCAGCCCUCGCCAGCAGCCACUCCUGGGCCCCCAGCCCUCUCCAGCAGCCACUCCUGGGCCCCCAGCCCUCGCCAGCAGCCACUCCUGGGCCCCCAACCCUCUCCAGCAGCCACUCCUGGGCCCCCAGCCCUCGCCAGCAGCCACUCCUGGGCCCCCAGCCCUCUCCAGCAGCCACUCCUGGGCCCCCAACCCUCUCCAGCAGCCACUCCUGGGCCCCCAGCCCUCGCCAGCAGCCACUCCUGGCCCCCAGCCCUCGCCAGCAGCCACUCCUGGGCCCCCAGCCCUCGCCAGCAGCCACUCCUGGGCCCCCAGCCCUUCCCGGCAGCCACUCCUGGCCCCCAGCCCUCGCCAGCAGCCACUCCUGGCCCCCAGCCCUCGCCAGCAGCCACUCCUGGGCCCCCAGCCCUCGCCAGCAGCCACUCCUUGGCCCCCAGCCCUCUCCAGCAGCCACUCCUGGGCCCCCAGCCCUCUCCAGCAGCCACUCCUGGGCCCCCAGCCCUCUCCAGCAGCCACUCCUGGGCCCCCAGCCCUCGCCAGCAGCCACUCCUGGGCCCCCAGCCCUUCCCGGCAGCCACUCCUGGCCCCCAGCCCUCGCCAGCAGCCACUCCUGGCCCCCAGCCCUCGCCAGCAGCCACUCCUGGGCCCCCAGCCCUCGCCAGCAGCCACUCCUGGGCCCCCAGCCCUUCCCGGCAGCCACUCCUGGCCCCCAGCCCUCGCCAGCAGCCACUCCUGGCCCCCAGCCCUCGCCUGCAGCCACUCCUGGGCCCCCAGCCCUCGCCAGCAGCCACUCCUGGGCCCCCAGCCCUUCCCGACAGCCACUCCUGGCCCCCAGCCCUCGCCAGCAGCCACUCCUGGCCCCCAGCCCUCGCCAGCAGCCACUCCUGGGCCCCCAGCCCUCGCCAGCAGCCACUCCUGGGCCCCCAGCCCUUCCCGGCAGCCACUCCUGGCCCCCAGCCCUCGCCAGCAGCCACUCCUGGCCCCCAGCCCUCGCCAGCAGCCACUCCUGGGCCCCCAGCCCUCGCCAGCAGCCACUCCUGGGCCCCCAGCCCUUCCCGUCAGCCACUCCUGGCCCCAGCCCUCGCCAGCAGCCACUCCUGGCCCCCAGCCCUCGCCAGCAGCCACUCCUGGGCCCCAUUCCUCGCCAGCAGCCACUCCUUGUGCACUCAUUGUGCCCCCACACACAGCAUCUUGUGUGCUGGGCCCCACAUGCAACAUCAGGUGUGGUGGGCCCCACACACAGCAGUAAGUGUGGUGGACCCCAAACACAGCAGCAGAUGUGGUGGGCCCCAUUCCUCUACCAUGAACUCUGCCCAUCAACCUACUCUCAUCAUGUUGUCACUCUUGAAUAUUUCUCUGGACGGAGAGUUAGCCAAGAAACAGGGCGCGACUAAUGAGUCGCCAGGAACCAGCACCACCACCACCCAAUCCUACCCCCAACCUGCAGCCACCACCUCCCCUACCAGUGGCCACGCCCCUCGCCCAAAACGCCCAACCUUCCUACCAAUCAAGAACCAUGCUCGCCCUGCUCUCUCAUCCAAUGACAAGCGAUCUCCCAUCGGAGCUGACAAGGGAUUGGAGGAGAGUUCGCAUGAUUCCCUCCCCCUUUGUAGGAACUCUGGUGAGAGAGCUCCUCCUUGCUCGCCGCACAGCAGCCUACCCAAUAGCAUGUACCAGUUACCAGCAGUGACGACGCCUCCGGCGGGCUCAGGCGGGGCCGGCACUCCUGGGGGGACGUCAGGCACCAGCCCCACCACCAGCGCCUCCGUCACCCCCACCUCCAGUGACGUCGCCAUGGUGGCUCGUAGGAACAAGACUCUCUACGGUGAUGAAGGGGAACGACUGGUGCGACGAGUGUCGUACCUCAAGGCCACCUCCGGGGACCGCAUGUACUCGGACUCCGACCUCGACUCCGACAACGACGACAGGAGCGGCGUGCGUGGUGAGGGCGUGGUGCGGGCGGCGGGCGGCGAGGCCCCUCCAGAGGCCCCCACGGGCCCCGUGUGUGUGAGGGAGCUGCCCUCCCCGGCCUCCCUCCAGUCCGCCAUUGUGAGACAGGGAGCCCUCCACGUCAAGCUGACUAUGGUGGAUGGCAAGAAGGCAGGAGACCGGUCGUGGAAGGCGGCCUGGGCCCUCCUCCAGGGACACGCUAUCAUCUUCUACAAGGACCGCCAGCACGCCAUACAGACACCCUUGGGAGUGGAAGAGCAGAUAUCCCUUCGUGGUGCUGAGGUUGAGGUCGCAAGCGACUACACCAAGAGGCGGAAUGUGCUGCGUCUUGCCACACCAGGCGGGUCUCAGCUACUUCUCCAGGCCGACACUCCACCAGAGAUGUUGGCAUGGCUCUCCACUCUACAGAACAAUUGUGCCUUACAGGAAGGCGAAUCAGGCAGCAAAACCCCCAUGAACAACAACAAUGUGUCUCCACAAACAAGUAAUAAAGCAAUGCGGAAACUCACAUCCACUUUGAGAACGCGCUCCCCCACUGGCCAAUCUCCUUCAACAAAAACACGUAAACCCAGUAGUUCUGAGAGUAAUUCUUCACCAAAAUCAAAAACCUGGAGAGGUCAUUUAAAGAGACCUUUUAUGAAGAAGGUACAUAGUGGGUCACCAGCUAUCACUCCCACAAUGCCACUACCAGAGGGAGCGACUAUUGGGGUCUGUCUUGAGGACUGCCCUCCGUCGCUUGAGAAUGAAUACGUGCCGCUACUUGUUGCUCUAUGCGUGGGCGUAGUAGAAGGCCGAGGCUUGCAGACACAAGGCAUCUAUCGUAUUCCUGGCAACAAGGCAGCUGUCACGCACUUAACGGAGAUGAUAAAUAAAGACCCAAAAUCUAUUGAAUAUGAUGAUCCAAGAUGGUGUGAUGUAAAUGUCAUAUCCAGUAUGUUGAAACAGUUCUUCCAGAAACUGCCUGAUCCUCUUUUCACCAUUGAGCUUUAUCCAUUGUUUAUUGAGGCAAGCAAAAUUGAAGAUCCGAGCCAAAGAAUGGUGGAGCUAAAGAAAUUGGUACAAGAACUACCAUAUCAUCACUAUGAGACUCUACGUUUUUUAAUAAUGCACUUGAACAACAUUGUCAGUCACUCUGACAUGAAUAAAAUGGAUGUUCGUAAUCUGGCCAUUGUCUUUGGACCAACGCUUGUUCGCUCAGGGGAUGAUAAUAUGGUGACGAUGGUCACCGACAUGUCACAUCAGUGCCGCAUAGUUGAAACGCUCAUAAGUCAAGCUGCAUGGUUCUUCAGUGAAGAUGAUGGAGAAGAAAUUGUACCACCAGUUCUAAAUCACUCAGUUCUUCAGAGUCCUGCUGGGGAAUCUCUGCCACCUUCGGAAACUGACACACCCUCAAGUCAGGCUCUCCUCCUCCAUAAUAUUCAAAAAGUUGAAGGUAACAUAAAGGCAGAUAUGAAGAAGGAUAUUGUCUCCUCCAUCAUAUCUGCUGCUAAUAGAAAAGUCCAUAAAGUUAAGUGUAAAAAGGCUAUAGAAGACAAGCCAAUUGAUGACUCCAGACACAGUGAUAAAGAUGGGGGGUUUGAGGAACGUGACAUUGACAAGGAGGCGGAACUAAGAAAGCAACGGUUGCUAGCGAAGCAAAUUGAAAGUAUGGUAGAAUUGCCCGACCCAAAACCAAUGAGUGAGCGGAAAAUAUCUAAUAUGAGUCUUAUGAGUGUUCAAAGUCAUUCUUCUGGUGUAUCUAAUUUUUCACAAAGCCUUAAUAAUGAUAGGACUAGUGGUAGUGAAGCAACAAAGCUGAGCAUACCUGGAGAUAUUAUCCAUCCAUUUUGUGUUGUAAAGAAGGAUGGAGUUAGUACCAAUUCAGCACCAUCAACACUGCCCACCAGUUCGACCAUAGAAAACACUGCUACUUCCACCCAACAGUCUAGUCAGUUAGCCCCUGAAACAACCUCACUUUUUGGAGAUGAAGUUGCCAUUCGAUCAUAUGCAGGUCUCAGUGCGAGUACUCAAGAGCGAAUUCGGCGGUUUGAGAUGGAGACACGUGCAAUGCUUCAUAGAGACCUGACUAGGCAUCGGCGUGAAACAGAAAGAAGAGAUGUUGAGAGGCAGAGACUUGAAGAAUUGUGGCAAAGAGCGAAACAAGACAUGGAAUCAGAAGACAUUUUGGACCAAAUGGCUGACAAUCCCACAGAGGUUGUUCGCAAGAUUUCAGACCUCUCGUGGCGUCUACAGGGCUUACGAGAGAGUGUGGAUGGGGAUCGAGGAUCAUUGGCUUCUCAGAGCUCUAGCCCCCAGGCUGCUCUCAUCUCUGCGGCCCUCUCACACCAUCCUCUCUCUAAUACCUCACUUACACCCACCACUAAUUCCACCACCCAGGUACCUAACAACUACUCACAGCCUCCAGUUAUUAAGGUAGUCAGUGAACCUUCAGUUGGGAUGGCAUGUGAUGUUACUAAUGAUGGUAAGCAUGGCAUGAUGCAGCAAAGUUCGCUCCCUUGGCUUGAUUAUAAUGCAGCUUCGCCUCACAGUACUCUAGGUUCAACUUCAUCUUCUGGUAGUUCAGGUUAUGGCAGUUUAACCCGUUCAUCUCAAGCAAGUAAUCCAUGUGAUGCUGAAGAUACAAUUGCUAGGGCAGUAGAAGAUAUCUGCUCAGCUGAAGCUAGUAAAACUACAACAAAACCUUGCACUGUAUCACAGCAUUCUUCACCAUUAAAUUCCAAAAAGAAAAAAUCAGGCUUCUUGUUUGGUUUGACUUCCUCAUCCUCAUCUCCUUCGCUCUUUCCCUCCAUGGCUGAGGCUGCCGCUGAACUAACUCCAACACGUAAAAUUGGUCAAACAACAAUUUAUCCCGAGAGCCCCCGACCCCCGCCUCACAAUGCGCACUGUUCUUCACAAUCUCAGUUAACUGUUCCAAGUACCACACUAAUCCCCCACCCUAAUACACCUCUCCAAGGGCGCCACAAAGAUUCCAUUCUGCACCAUAUCCUACCCAGUCGUCUGUAUCACUCUCCUCGUCCCCUCCGCCGAGGAUCCUCUGCCGAGAAUGUAGCUCAACCGAUCGUCACCCCUCUCUCCCCUUCCACCUUUGACAACCAGAUGGUCGCAAAUAAUGGCACUUUGAAGAGAGCCAGAACCAGCAGGGAUCAGAUUUUAAAUGGUCCAGAAACUGGAAUGCCGCGAUGUGGUUCACUAGACUCUCUACGAGAUGGCCCUCACAUACCUCAUGAUGAUGGUAGUGAUCUACUGAGCGCCAUAACUGCUACAUUUGAGGAGAAGAUGCGGAGUCUUCAGGAGUCUCAUCUAGGCCUCGUGACGGCAGUCACCGAUGAUUACAUCAGCAGCUUUGACCCUUCCUCUGAUGUGGGUCAGCUACAUGACCAUACUGGUACCACAAGAGGAAAAACAGAGUGUCGUUUAUACCGUGAUCCUUCCCUUCACCGCCGCCGCACUAAUCCUCGGAACCCAUCUCUCAAUGCUAGUACAUCCUCUUCCUCCUCUGCUGCCAAUGCAGCUCUCACCUCAACUAUCUCCCAGGUAGAGGCUGCCUGUCAGGCUGCUAAGUUUGUAGAAAAUGAAAACAAAUUAUUGAGUGAAGAAGUAAAAUGUGAUGUAAAAGUAAAGAGGUCAGACUCCUUGACUAAGUCAGAGAAAACUGAAAACAAUUUAAAAGAAAAAACUGAAAAAAGGGCUCGUGAAUUAAAGCGCACUGACACUCAAGAGAGCCUAAGUGAAAAAAAGCCUAAAGAAAUGAAGAGGUCAGAUAACCUGGAUGGAACAGAACGUUCACGAGAUUUAUCUAAGAAAUCAGAGGUAAAGGAUAAUUCAGUGGGAUCUACUAGACGUACUUCUGAAGUGAGGAGCAGAAGGCAUAAUGUCAAAGAACUUAAAGAGAAAUUUGAACAAAAUACAAGCACUCCAUCUAGUACCAAUCCCAUGAAACCAUCCACUGUUUAUAGUAAUGUAAAUAACAAUAGUACUAAGACAAACAAAUCAAGUAUGCGGCGAACAGGGUAUCGUGGACAUAUUAAGAGACGGCACACUGUUGGUGGUACCAAAGAUCUGGCCAAGUGGGCAUGGUUACAGAGUGCUGAGGUGUCUAGAAAUGCUCCACGCUCCACACGUCUUUCUGCAUGGGAGCGCCUCCAACCCUUGGUAGCAGACGAGAGACUAAACACUGACAGGACAUUAGAAGCGUGGCUAGCCCAUGAACGCAUACGAACAUCUUCACCAGACCUGUCAAGACCUCAGCAAUUAGUACUCCAUUGUGACAUGGAUGAUAAAGAAAAUCUUCAUCGCCGCCUUAGUGUACAAGAAGCAACAUUGAAUCCACUUUAUCCUCUACUAGAGAGUCAUGUGUAAUGGAGUACAGUAUAAGUCAUCAUCAGUGUCUAUGUUACUCACUCUUUGCCUCCAAUACUUAAAACUAGUGUUUUUAAAGGCACAAUCAAUAUAUAGACAAUGUAAACAAUGUUGCAAACAUUAAAAAGUGUUGGAAUUUUGAGAAGGGUAAUGAACAGUGCUGUGAUUUUUAUGUCUUUUUAAGUGUUAUUUCAAAAGCAUAUCAUUGAAUGUGUAUAUGUGUGUAUGUGUGUGUGUGUAUAUGUGUAUGUGUAUGUGUGUGUGUGUAUAUGUGUGUAUGUGACAAUGUCAGACCACAAAGGAAGGAUUGAAACAGGAAUUUCCUAACUUUCAUA
Molecule: messenger RNA, 10994 nt
Organism: Procambarus clarkii (red swamp crayfish)
Lineage: Eukaryota; Metazoa; Arthropoda; Malacostraca; Decapoda; Cambaridae
Source: RefSeq, a predicted model, not a curated record